AUGACAAUUUAGCGUUUAGAAAAAUAAAAUAUUCACGGAUUAUUUUUAUUUAUCGCUAAAAGUAAAUAACCUUAAUUUGACCUCUAGUGACGUCAUCUUUUGACUCUAAAGGGACAAUUCCUUUGCCAUCAAAUAUACACACGCUCACACACACUUGUUUACAACUGUCAAAAGUGUCAAGUGUCAAGAUAUAUAAACAAGAAACAUAACCUCAAAUUAUUCAAAAAUUCGAUUAUUCUAUUUAGCGUCUAGGAAAUUACCACCAGAAAACGAUGGAAUAUAGGGAAUGCUUCAUUCCGACCUGUAAAAAUGACUCAAAAAAUAGUCCAGAUAAAAUUUUUGUUCGUGUUCGGGAAGACUUGAAAGAAAAAUGGUGUCGUGAAGCUAAGGCGGAGUGUUUUAAAAUUUACAGAAUGUAUUGCUGCGAAGAUCAUUUGGAGCCCAGGGAAGAUUUGAUUAAUUAUUACCAAUGCAAGUUAUUGAACGAAGAACCUAAACUAAAACGUUCGGCUUUGUUGCGCAAUAUUGGUCAAGAUACGAAUGAAGACCUAUCAGAACUAAAUAAGUUAUUGUUACAACCUCCAAGUACCAGCCAGCCAUUGAAAAGGAAACGUGAUGAUUUUGAUAAAUCAAAAUCCAGCACUAGUCUUAACAAAAGUAAGCUGUUUAAAAGGAUUGAGGAUAUAGCUAUGCCCAGUACAUCCACAUGUUCUACAUUAGCUAUAAAUGUAGAUCAAUGCUGCUACUCAGUGUGAAAUAAAGAUGGUUGACAAGAGUACAAACUAUAAAACUAGGAAACAGCCUGCAAAUAUUACUACCACUGACAUACUGCAAUCUUCACAAGAGACAUCUUCGGCAGCAACCCCAUCUUUAUUUGGUUGUACAUCAGAAACUGAAGAAUCUAGUGUAUGUGAUGCAAGAAGAGUGGUGUCCAAAACUAAGAAGAUUAUGUUAGACUUAGUAAUAAAUAAACCAAGGAUGUAUUUGGGGUUACCAAAACAAUAUAUAUGGCUUAUUGAUCAUAUAGUAGAAAAAAGUACAGCAAAAAUAGACAAUCUACACAUUAUUGUUAGUUUAUUGAAAAUAAAGCAAAAUGACUCACUGGAACGUAUAAGUGAUCAAUUUAAUAUAUCUCGUACCAAGCUGUCCUCAAUGAUAUUAACUGGUAUUGAAGUAUUAGGUAACUUCUUUCAAAAUUUUGUUUAUUGUCCCCAACCCAAACAAAUAAAAGAGAAUCUACCGUUGGUAUUUAAAAUAAGAUAUUCUGAUGUCCAAAUGAUCAUUGAUUGUUUUGAGAUACAAAUCUCAAAACCAUCUAACCCUUUGAAACAAGCUCAGACAUGGUCGCAGUACAAAAGUAGUAAUACUGUUAAAUACCUAAUAGGUUGCACUCCAAAUGGCUUUAUAAGCUUUAUAUCAAAAGGUUAUGGGGGAAGAAUAUCUGAUAAAGCGAUUGUAGCAAAAAGUGAUUUAAUAAAUGUUUUAAAGCCUAAUGCCGUUAUUUUAGCUGACAGGGGAUUUAAAGAAAUAGAAACUCAAUUAAAUGCGCGGAAUAUAAAACUUUUGAGGCCACCUAGUGUUUAUACAGGCACCAAACAAACUACUCGUGAGGCACUUCAGAGUAAAGUAAUUGCAAGUUUGCGAGUUCACAUUGAGAGAGUUAUUAGGCGAGUAAGAGAGUAUACUCUACUGAAACCUCAUUCAGUUGUUAAUUAUAAAUAUGUACCUUACUUGGAUGAAAUAGUGUUAAUCGUUUGUGGUUUAAUUAAUUUGCAAGGAGAAAUAAUAAAAAGUUAUUAAAAUGUA
Molecule: messenger RNA, 1806 nt
Organism: Helicoverpa zea (corn earworm)
Lineage: Eukaryota; Metazoa; Arthropoda; Insecta; Lepidoptera; Noctuidae
Exons: 3
Coding region: 273-755 (160 amino acids)
Source: RefSeq, a predicted model, not a curated record